This is a messenger RNA of Rotaria sordida, 630 nucleotides long. The record is from the annotation of a GenBank genome assembly. NCBI's taxonomy places the organism in Eukaryota, Metazoa, Rotifera, Eurotatoria, Philodinida, Philodinidae.
AUGAGCAAUUCUAAUGAUUCUACAACAGCAAUAAGUGUCGAAGGAUCUAUUCCUGCUGCUUCAAAUAGUAAUGAAGAUAUUAUUAAUAUCAAUAAACCAAUUCGUUUAUCUUCUCUUCCUUUAAUGUCCUUAGAACAAGCAAAAUUAUUUGCUUGUCAUAUUGAAAACUUGUAUGAACAAUCUCUAAAUGAUAAAACUGUUUGUCCAAUUGAAAUAAUUUAUGAAAAAGUUCUAAUGAAAAAUGCAGAAACUAAACAAGAAGAAAUUAAAUUUGACGAAUAUAGAGUUUAUAUUCCUAAUGGAGAUACAAAAUAUGAUCGAGAAAAAUGGCGUUCAGAAACAAUUCAAAAAGGAGAAACUCUUUGCACUUAUGAACUUCAAAAUCAAGAAGCUGAUUCAAAAUUAUCAGAAGAAGACAAAGGAUAUAAAUUCUCUGUUAGAUUAACUGGAUAUCAAAUUGGUAAAGGUCAUAUGUAUAAAUCAGAAUUAAUUAAUUACUUAACAAAAUUUUGUGUUUGUCCGGUUAUAUUUAAGCAAACUGAUAAUAACAAAAUAGAAUUAUUUCAUAGAAAUUUAAUUAUUCAAAAUGAAGAUUACACAAAUUUAGACCUAUAUGGAUUCCAAUCAUAG